Molecule: messenger RNA, 922 nt
Organism: Nanorana parkeri
Lineage: Eukaryota; Metazoa; Chordata; Amphibia; Anura; Dicroglossidae
Product: nmrA-like family domain-containing protein 1
Exons: 5
Coding region: 2-922 (306 amino acids)
Source: RefSeq, a predicted model, not a curated record
CAUGGCUGGAAAGGAAAUCAUUGUGGUCUUUGGGGCGACUGGUGCCCAGGGUAAUUCAGUGGCUUGUGCUCUACUGCAGGACUGCACCUUUGCAGUCAGGGCGGUGACCCGGGAUCCCAGCAAACCGGCUGCUGCAAAGCUGAAGGAAGCCGGCGCGGAGGUGGUGGCUGGGGAUCUGGAUGAUGAGAAGAGUUUGGAAGCCGCUCUAAAAGGAGCUCACGGUGCUUUUGUGGUCACCAAUGCGUGGGACCACUCCCCUGAUCAUAACAAGGAAGUCGCCCAGGGAAAAUUGGUUGCUGAUGUGGCCAAGCGCCUGGGCCUGAAGCAAGUGGUCUACAGCGGCCUGGAGAACGUUAAAAAGCUGACCGGCGGGAAACUGGGUGUCUUUCAUUUUGACAGCAAAGGGGAAGUGGAGGAAUAUUUCCGGCACAUCGGAUGUCACAUGACCAGCGUGAGACUUUCCUUCUACUACGAGAACUUCCUGGAUGAAUUUAAGCCGCAGAAAUGCGAAGACGGGAAGUGCUUUGCUUUAAACCUGCCGAUGGGUGACGUCCCCCUGGACGGGAUUUCAGUAAAGGAUUUGGGUCCAGCUGUUGUCACCAUCCUGAAGCAUCCGUCUCACUAUGGCGGGAAGAAUAUCGGACUCAGCGCAGAAAAGUUAACGGUGGCACAGUAUGCGCAUAUUAUGUCCGAGGUCACCGGAAUCACCAUCAAAGAUGCCAAGAUCCACCCUGAGGAUUUCGAGAAGCGAGUCUCCCAUAAAGUGAAGCACAUGGCCGACAUGUUCCGGUUCUACAUGAUGAAACCAGACCGGGACGUGGCCUUGACCCACAAGCUUAACCCCAAGGUUAAGUCUUUCCGCCCGUGGCUGGAGGAAAACAAGGCCGCAUUCUGCAAAGAGUGCAAAGAGUGUAAAAAGUGA